AUGGACGACAUCAGCCCGACAGGCAUUUCAUUCGAGAUUGCAUUGUCAUUCCUUCUUAAUGAUUCAGCAGUGCACCUCGUUUUUUCUCUCCUUAUUUUGUUUUAUAGUCUUGAUUUCUUUUAUUGCUUCUUUCUCGGUGCAAAGCUUUUACUUUUCUUUCUUUCUUUCUUUCUUUCUUUCUUUCUUUCUCAAAAGAAUUUAUUUCACUCCAUAGUGAAAAUCAUUUCUAUUUUCAUUCAAUCAUUUCUCCCUCUUUCUCUAUUUCUUUGUUUCUUUCUUUCCUUAAAUUGUUCUUUUAUCCUUUCUUUUUCUUUAUCUUUCCUUAGAGGAAUUUUAUUGUAUCUAUUGUAUUCUUUCUUUCUUUCUAUCUUUCUUUUUUUCUUUCUUUCUUUUUUUUUCUUUCAGCAAUUCUUUCACGUUUUCUUUCAAAGAAAUGUUUUUGUUUCUUGUCAGUUGUUUGUUUCUUGGUUUCAUUCAUUAUUUAAUGAAUUCUUAAUCCGUUUCUUUUUUUCAUUUAUUCGCUGGAUAAAUUUAUUAAUCUUUCUUUCUUUUAAUUUCUUUCUUUUUUUCUUUCUUCUUUGCGUUCUUUUUUCUUUCUUUUUUUUCUUUCUAUCUUUUCUUUUUUUUAAUAUGUUCCUUCUUCUUUUAAUAGAAAUUUAUUCGUCUCGUAUGAGUUCGUUCUUUUCUUUCUUUCUUUCUGUAGAUUUCCAUGUUUUCUUUUUUACUCUUUUCUUCAGUCUUUGUCCUCAUUCUGAUUUCUUCCUUUCUUUCAUUUUUAUUUUAUUUUAUUUCUUUCGUUCGUUCUUUCUAUUCUGUUUAACUAGCUCUUUCUUUUUUUUCUUUUUAACUAGAUUUCUUUCUUUCUAUUUAACUAGCUCUUUCCUUCUUUCUUGUUUUCUUUAUAUUCUCUCUUUCUAUCUUUUUUCUUUCUUUCUUUCUAUUCUUUUCAAAUCUUUCAUUUUUCGUUCUUUCUGUUUAACUAAAUCUUACUUCCUGAUUCUGUAUUCAUUAUCUAUCUAUCUAUCUAUCUAUCUAUCUAUCUAUCUAUCUCUCUUGAUAUUAAACUACCGGGGACAAUCCUUCCUUUUUCUAUUUAAAGGAUUUUCCCUAUAUCAUUAUCUGGCAACCAUUUUUUUUUACAUCCUGAAUAUUUUCGGACGAGAUAAAUCUAAAAAAGCAUUUUAUUAA
Molecule: messenger RNA, 1188 nt
Organism: Acanthosepion pharaonis
Lineage: Eukaryota; Metazoa; Mollusca; Cephalopoda; Sepiida; Sepiidae
Source: the annotation of a GenBank genome assembly